GGCCCCGCUCCUCCUCAGCCUCCGCCGGCUCCUCAGCCCGAGAUGCCCGACCUCAGCCACCUCACGGAGGAAGAGCGGAAGAUCAUUCUGGCCGUCAUGGACCGCCAGAAGAAGGAAGAGGAGAAGGAGCAAUCCGUGCUCAAGGUCAAAGAAGAGCAAAAACCACAGCCGACACAGUGGUUUCCCUUUAGUGGGAUCACUGAGCUGGUAAAUAACGUUCUUCAACCACAGCAAAAACAGCAAAAUGAAAAGGAGCCCCAGACAAAAUUACAUCAGCAGUUUGAAAUGUAUAAGGAGCAAGUGAAGAAGAUGGGUGAAGAGUCACAACAGCAGCAGGAGCAGAAGGGUGAUGCCCCAACGUGUGGCAUCUGCCACAAAACAAAAUUUGCUGAUGGCUGUGGCCAUAACUGUUCAUAUUGCCAAACUAAAUUCUGUGCACGCUGUGGAGGAAGAGUGUCUUUACGGUCAAAUAAGGUAAUGUGGGUAUGUAACUUGUGCCGAAAACAACAAGAAAUCCUCACAAAAUCAGGAGCUUGGUUCUAUAACAGUGGAUCAAAUGCACCACAGCAGCCUGACCAAGAAGGUACUAGAGGUCUGCGGAACGAGGAAGCACCUCAAGAGAAAAAAGCAAAGCUGCAGGAGCAUUCCCAGUACCAAGGACCAUCAGGUGAUGUAUCCACACAAGUUUUGGACAAAAACAGAUCUCAAGGGCUCACAAGACAAGACUCAAUUAAGAAUGGGUCAGGAGUAAAGCAUCAAGUAACAAGUGACACAACAUCAGACAGGAAAAGAAGCCCAUCAAUAUCAAGAGAACAGAACAGAAGAUACGACCAAAGGGACGAGAGAGACGAAUACUCACAGUAUGCUACAUCAGACAGUGCGAUGCCCAGGUCACCAUCAGAUUAUUCCGAUAGGCGGUCGCAGCGUGGGCCUCAGUUAUAUGAAGAGCCUGAACUGGGUGAUUAUAGAGAUUCCAACAGAAGGAGUCGCAGGCGUUCCAAGGAGUAUCCGGUAGAAGAGGAAGAUGUACAAAACAGGGAAGAAUAUGAAAGGCAGCGGAGGGAAGAGGAAUACCAGGCACGGUACCGAAGCGAUCCAAAUUUGGCUCGUUAUCCAGUCAAGCCGCAACCGUAUGAGGAACAAAUGCGUAUCCAUGCUGAAGUGUCCCGGGCACGUCAUGAACGGAGACAUAGUGAUGUCUCAUUGGCAAAUACUGAGUUGGAAGAUUCUCGGAUGUCUAUGCUGAGGAUGGAACGACCAUCAAGACAAAGAUCAGUGUCUGAGCGUAGGGCUGCCAUGGAAAAUCAGCGCUCAUACUCUAUGGAAAGAACUCGAGAGGCUCAGGGACCAAGUCCCAAUCGCCAGAGGACCACAAAUCAUAGUCCUCCUACACCUAGGAGGAGUCCAAUUCCUCUGGAAAGACCAGACAUGAGGCGCUCUGAUUCAUUAAGGAAACAACACCAUUUGGAUCCCAAUUCUGCUGUACGGAAAACAAAACGUGAAAAGAUGGAGACCAUGUUACGGAAUGAUUCGCUCAGCUCAGACCAGUCUGAAUCUGUCAGACCUCCACCACCAAAGCCCCAUAAAACGAAAAAGGGAGGUAAAAUGCGCCAGGUUUCAUUAAGUAGUUCAGAAGAAGAAUUGGCGUCCACUCCAGAGUAUACAAGUUGUGAUGAUGUAGAGAUUGAAAGUGAAAGUGUUAGUGAAAAAGGAGACAUGGAUUACAACUGGUUGGACCAUACGUCUUGGCAUAGCAGUGAGGCAUCCCCAAUGUCUUUGCAUCCAGUAACUUGGCAACCAUCCAAAGAUGGAGAUCGUCUCAUUGGUCGGAUUUUGUUAAAUAAACGCCUAAAAGAUGGAAGUGUGCCUAGAGACUCAGGAGCAAUGCUUGGAUUGAAGGUAGUAGGAGGAAAGAUGACUGAAUCAGGUCGACUCUGCGCAUUUAUCACCAAAGUUAAAAAAGGAAGCUUAGCCGAUACAGUGGGGCAUCUCAGACCAGGUGAUGAAGUAUUAGAAUGGAAUGGAAGGCUACUACAAGGAGCCACGUUUGAGGAAGUGUAUAACAUCAUUUUAGAAUCCAAACCUGAGCCACAAGUGGAGCUUGUUGUUUCAAGACCAAUAGGGGACAUUCCCAGAAUACCUGACAGCACACAUGCACAGCUGGAGUCCAGCUCUAGUUCAUUUGAAUCUCAAAAAAUGGACCGACCUUCUAUUUCAGUGACUUCUCCUAUGAGUCCUGGCAUGUUAAGGGAUGUUCCACAGUUCUUGUCUGGACAACUUUCAAGCCAAAGCCUUAGUAGAAGAACAACGCCUUUUGUUCCUAGGGUUCAGAUAAAACUGUGGUAUGACAAGGUUGGUCAUCAGUUAAUAGUGACGAUAUUGGGAGCAAAGGAUCUUCCUUCAAGGGAAGAUGGGAGGCCAAGGAAUCCUUAUGUUAAAAUUUACUUUCUUCCAGACAGAAGUGAUAAAAAUAAAAGAAGAACAAAAACAGUAAAGAAAACAUUGGAACCUAAGUGGAAUCAGACAUUCAUUUAUUCUCCAGUUCAUCGGAGAGAGUUUAGAGAACGAAUGCUAGAAAUUACUCUUUGGGACCAAGCACGAGUUCGAGAGGAAGAAAGUGAAUUUUUAGGAGAGAUUCUUAUUGAGUUAGAGACAGCUUUACUAGAUGACGAACCUCACUGGUACAAACUUCAAACGCAUGAUGUCUCUUCAUUGCCACUUCCCCAUCCCUCACCAUAUUUGCCACGCAGACAGCUCCAUGGUGAGAGUCCCACACGGAGGUUACAAAGGUCCAAAAGAAUCAGCGACAGUGAAGUCUCUGAUUAUGACUGUGAAGAUGGAAUUGGUGUUGUUUCAGAUUAUCGACAUAAUGGGAGAGAUCUUCAAAGUUCAACGCUAUCGGUGCCAGAACAAGUUAUGUCAUCUAAUCAUUGCUCUCGAUCAGGGUCCCCUCACCGUGGAGAUAGUAUAGGACGGACUAGAUCGUGGUCUCCCAGUGUCCCUCCCCCACAAAGUCGGAAUGUGGAUCAGGGACCACGAGGGACUCGAUCUACUCCUGCUCAUUACAAUACCCUGAACCGAAUGGAUAGACACCGUGUCAUAGAUGACCACUACUCCCCGGACAGAGAGAGUCAUUAUGUUACUUUGCCUCGUUCCCGAUAUACCCAGUCCACAGAUCACCAUUACAGAGAUGCCAGCCAGGAUCAUGCAAUGUAUCCUCUAUUUUGUGAAGAUGCAAUCAGAUUACUUCGCUCCCGUAAGAUGUGCCGUACCUAUUCUGAGGGUGCUUACUAUGAUCUUGAGAGGAGGACUAGGCAGGAGAGAAGAGUGCCUAAUUCAUAUUAUGACGACACAACCUAUGCUCCUGAAAGGUGGUACAAUGGUGCAAGUUCAUGGGCAGAUCAUGUAGUCAAUGGUUCAGCUGAAAAUUACGGGAAUUGUGAAGCAGCAGAUAGACAGCCAUAUCAAAGAUCCAGAUCAACAGAGCAACGUCCUAUGCUAGAGCGGACCAACUCCCGCUCCCGAUCCACAGAGCGUCCUGACUCAAACAUCAUCAGGUCGAUGCCUUCAUUAAUGACUGGAAGAUCUGCCCCUCCUUCACCUGCCUUACCGAGGUCACAUCCUCGAACUGGGUCUGUUCAGACAAGUCCAUCAAGUACUCCAGUAGUAGGGCGACGGGGCAGGCAGUUGCCGCAGCUGCCACCAAAGGGGACAUUGGAGAGAAAAGAAAAGAAAGCAGAUCCAGAGAAUGGGGAUACAGGUGCAAUGGAUGUAGAAGAGAGGAAUCGCCAAAUGAAAAUGAGCAAGUACAAACAGGUAGCAGGAUCAGAUUCCAGGCUGGAACAAGAUUAUCAUUCUAAGUAUCGGUCAGGACGGGAUCCUCAGCGAGGCUCAGACAACGUUUCCAAUAAGUCUUCAGACAGCGACGUCAGUGACGUCUCCGCCGUGUCACGGACAAGCAGCGCUUCACGUUUCAGCAGCACAAGCUACAUGUCUGUCCAGUCGGAGCGGCCAAGGGGAAACAAAAAAAUAAGUGUCUUUACAUCCAAAAUGCAAAGCAGACAGAUGGGCGCCUCAGGAAAGAACAUGACUAAGAGCACCAGCAUCGGCGGGGACAUGUACACGCUGGAGAAGAACGACGGCAGCCAGUCAGACACCGCAGUGGGCACUGUUGGUGGUGGUGGCAAAAAGAGACGCUCCAGCAUCGGUGCAAAGAUGGUCGCCAUUGUGGGUCUCUCGCGAAAAAGCCGUAGCACGUCACAACUCAGCCAAACUGAAGCAGGGGGCAAGAAGCUGCGGAGCACCGUCCAGAGGAGCACUGAGACAGGGCUGGCCGUGGAGAUGAGGAACUGGAUGACCCGUCAGGCCAGCCGGGAGUCAACGGAUGGGAGCAUGAACAGCUACAGCUCUGAGGGAAAUUUGAUUUUCCCUGGUGUGAGGUUGGCUGCAGACAGCCAGUUCAGUGAUUUUCUGGAUGGACUUGGUCCUGCCCAGCUUGUAGGGCGACAGACUUUGGCGACACCAUCGAUGGGAGAUAUUCAGGUGGGAAUGAUGGACAAGAAAGGACAAUUGGAAGUAGAAAUAAUCCGAGCUCGUGGCCUUGUUGUAAAACCAGGUUCAAAGACACUGCCAGCACCAUAUGUAAAGGUGUAUCUAUUAGAAAAUGGAGUCUGCAUAGCCAAAAAGAAAACAAAGGUAGCAAGAAAAACGCUGGAACCGCUUUAUCAGCAACUUCUGUCAUUUGAAGAAAGUCCUCAAGGCAAAGUUUUACAGAUAAUCGUUUGGGGAGACUAUGGACGUAUGGAUCACAAGUCCUUUAUGGGAGUGGCACAGAUACUUUUAGAUGAACUGGACCUGUCCAACAUGGUGAUUGGGUGGUUCAAACUCUUCCCUCCUUCUUCCCUAGUAGACCCAACUUUAGCUCCUCUCACUAGAAGAGCUUCCCAAUCAUCUCUUGAAAGUUCAACAGGACCUUCGUAUGCUCGCUCAUAGCAGCUGUGAAACUGUUGUCAUAGCAACCAGCGUUACAAAAAAAAUAAAAUUACAGGUCGCAAACCCUGGUAACACUGCAUGCUUAAUGUUGUGUCUUCUGAGCCUGUUUCUAGGGCUGCAACGCGAUCCUGUGUUCUCAAGGAAGUUGCACACAUUGUGCCCUACAGAAGGCCCUCAGGUGAAGGACUGCAGUCAUGAAGAACUGAUAGGUUUGGAGUUCAGGGACACUCAGUUUUGGUCCAAUCUGAAGCCAUGGACUAAACUAAAAGAAUCAAUCUGUUUCAUGCAACAAAAGUCCUUUUCAAUGGCAUAUCUGUUCUGUUGCUCCCGUUUCUUUAUUUAUCUGCCCUCCCCUCCUAAAGCUUGGUUAUGCCACAGAAAUGGAGUUACCCUCCCAUGAAGCCAUGUUACAAGUCAGUGGAUUAGCAGACAUCGGAAGAAAAGAAGAAUGUAAGAAUGCUGUAAAAGUCAACUGUUGUUUGACACAGUUGCUUGAGAUCCGAAAACUCUUCAUACUGAAAAGGUUCAAGACUUGAAGUGGCGGGCUUCAUACCUCCAGCUAUAGAUACAGUGAAAACCCAGAUGUGAUGGACUCUCUGAAAAAUAAAAUUCUGUGGAUAUACUGUACUGUAUGAAAUUAAAGAAACUUUUUUGCAUGGACACAGAUUUAGCUGAACACUUAAAUUAUUUUCUUGGGGCUGCAACUUGCAAAAAAAAAAAAAAAAAAAUAAAUCAGCCAUUUUCAACAAUUUAUAUUAUUUUUAAAAAUAAAUUUCACUAGUGCAUGGUUUUAAAGGGAAGAGAAUGCAACAGGGUGAUACAAAGACACACCACGUUUAUCAUUCUUUAAACCAGUCAUGGUCUGUAUUUUUGCAGACGUAUAUUAAAAAUAAAAAAUAAUUUCUAGCAAAUAUUUAAAAUUCUGUUUAUGUGACAAGAAAUAAGUGUAAUAUAUUAAAUUUAUUUAAAUGUAAAAGGUACAAGCCUUGUAAAGUUCAACAUAAUGUGCAAAUUGUACACUUCUUUUACCUCCUCCUUUCUCUAUCUCUCUUCCCAGUCUCCCUUCUUCCUUUUGCUCUUUUCCCCCUCUACCUCCCAGGAUGAUCAUCAUAUUCUAAAAUGGCUACCUUUUGACUUAUUACUCUCUUAUGCCCCAUAUUUGGUUCAGGGUUGCAGAUUGUUCUGCAUUUCUGAAUUAUUUGAGAAAAAUAUUGUUUAAGAACUUACUUUUUUUCAAGCAUGUUGAAAAGGAUUUUGCAACAUGGCUUGGGAGUACAUUAAUGUAAUUCAGCAUGUAUUUGAUAAAGAAGAUAUUUGAACUUUUUGCAAUUUAUUGUACAGUGCAUGGUAACUUAUUUUCAUUUUUUCUCACCUUCAAAUUGAAUUCUACAGCAAAAUACUGGAAUCAUGUGGCCAUUGUAAGAUGUCUUCAAUAAAUUUGUUUUCAGCACCAGCAUCUUUCAUUCAAAGGUUGAACUAUCAUUUCUUGAGGGUUUAUGGAAAGAGGAAAAAUGAAGUACCUGGUUGGUUUUAGAAAAUAAAUUUAAACACUUUUAUUUGCACUAAACCAAAUUAAUUGCUACAUUUUUGAGAUUACGAAAGCAACAAAGGUUAAUAAUUCCUACAGUUCUUCUGCUGUAAAGUUCAAUUUUCAUAAACUACAUUUGUGUUGCAAAAGACAUAAUUAAGUAAUAUCAGUCUGAAAAAUUCAAAUCUUUGGUUCGUAAAAUAGCCUUAAAGAAAGCUUGUCAGUACCACUCCGACAGCUAUUUGCCACCAUUUCCAGAACCCUCACUGCAGUCAAUGGUUCUUCAAACCCCUGUUUUUUGUAGCAGACAGUAACUACCGUUGGGUGGUGCUGCAAGUUCAAGCUUCUCAUUAAAUUACGUUAUUUAAAGGGAAUGUAACUGGUUAACAUUUAAUAACAAAAUAUCCUUUUUUUCUGGGUCUUUGUAUGCCUUUAAUACCUAUUUAAGGUUUAAUACUGAAACCUUGCAAUAAUUUUUGAAAUAUACAUUGCAUUUACCUUUAAGGCCACACACAAUUAUUCUGAUUUUAUUUGAAAAUCUAUUAAAGUUUCCCAUUAAGAGAUCGUACAUGCCUCACAUGAGGGCAAAAGUAAUAACAGUAUCACUUAAAAUGCCUUUUACUUUGUGCAAUAUCAUAUAAAUCAAGAUUGUGUCUUGUCUUCAGAGUUUAUAUAAUGGAUUAUUGUUAAGUUAAUGGACAGACUGGUAAAAUUAUAUUUAUGGAAAUAAUUUAGACACCUGUCUACCAGCAGCAAAUAAAUACUACUAACAUGCAGUCUACAAUAUCCCCUAGGAUAUUAAACAAAAAUACAUAACCAUUUUCCUGAUACUGUGAGAUGCGCUCACACAUUCUUGUAUGCAUAGUCCUAUAUAAAUUAUUUCAAAUUUUAAAAACAAGGACAUGACGCAUGGAAGGUUUGUACAUACUUGUCAUUAUGCAGUAUUUAUUUUAAAAAAAAUUAAUGUAUUUUUUUUAAUUUUCACACGUCUGCAACUCUACUUAUGGUUUAGUCAUGUAAAUAGCACUAUUCCAGUGAUCACUGCUGUCUUGUACAUAGUACGUUUUAAAAAGUUAAAAGGAAUUACAGUUGGGGGAAACAAAAAAAACAAAAAAAAAGGGCAGAUUAGGCCUGUAAUGAACACCAACUAAUGUAAAUCAAACUCAUUCUGGUGAUGGUAUUUAACACUUUAAAUAAAACAUUUUCUUUACAGAA
Molecule: messenger RNA, 7735 nt
Organism: Calidris pugnax (ruff)
Lineage: Eukaryota; Metazoa; Chordata; Aves; Charadriiformes; Scolopacidae
Gene: RIMS2
Product: regulating synaptic membrane exocytosis 2
Exons: 34
Coding region: 43-4992 (1649 amino acids)
Biological process (GO): regulation of membrane potential; positive regulation of synaptic transmission; intracellular protein transport
Cellular component (GO): cytoskeleton of presynaptic active zone; presynaptic membrane
Molecular function (GO): transmembrane transporter binding; small GTPase binding
Source: RefSeq, a predicted model, not a curated record